This is a messenger RNA of Acanthopagrus latus (yellowfin seabream), 3716 nucleotides long. RefSeq names its product testis expressed 2, like (gene tex2l). Gene Ontology annotation, cellular component: endoplasmic reticulum. Lineage: Eukaryota; Metazoa; Chordata; Actinopteri; Spariformes; Sparidae. Gene Ontology annotation, molecular function: lipid binding. The transcript has 12 exons. Bases 149 to 3373 code for a protein of 1074 amino acids. The record is from RefSeq and is a predicted model, not a curated record.
GAGAGAGAGGGCGAUGAGACUCCUCUGUCGGCGGUCUGUGCGCACACCAAAUGGAACGGGAACUAUCGGCGGAGCGGCGGGUUUAGUCACACUUCCAUGCGCAGAAAUAUUUUCCGGGUGCCUUGGCCGUGCGAUGUAAAGUCAAAAAAUGGCAGAGAGUGGAACGAAUGGGGAGAGAGGAGGCGAGGAUAAAGGAAGAGGAGGUGGCAGACCUCGACAGGAGCCCCAGAGCCCGAAUCUUGGUGUUUCACCAGCAAACACCCCCUCCCUUGGGGCCAAGAGGCAUCUCCCUCGAGGGAUUGUGAUCCAGCUGACUGGGACAGAGGGAGACUGGGACAGUCUGGAUGACAGCGAGCUUAUCUUCUCCCUCGACCACGAUGAAGACUACCCCUCCAUAUCUCUCUCCAAGGAGAGGCAGCUCUCUGUUGAGGAUGGCAGGGGCUUGCAGUCCCAAGCUUUCCACGUUCCCCUUUCUCCCUCAUCUCCUGGCUCUCUCAGCAACUGCUCUGCCAUUGGCCCCAGCUUCCUCUCCCCGGGUCCCUCUUCCCCCACCCACCGACCCCUUGCAAGCCUGGUCAAGUCUCUCUCCACAGAGCUGGAGCCUAAAGAAGGAUCCACCCUGAGACCUAAGCCCUUUCUCAGCCUCGUGAAGUCGAUCUCCACGGAGAUCUCCCGCUCAGAGCCCGAGGUGUCGCAGUCCAAAUCGGACUCCCGCCUCAACCUCCACCUGUGGAAACAGCUUACCCAAACAAAAACCCGCAGCAACGGGGACUCUCGCACUGCGCCCCCUUCUCCUAGCUCGCUCUCCCCAAGUGCAGAGGGUUUGAAAGGGGGCUUCUUCAAAAUGGAGUUAGAGGACACCAAGAGGAAGCUCUCGGAGGCCGUGCACGAGCCUCUGAGCACCAUGUUCAGCAAGAUCAUGAGAGAGGAGAGUAUAGGCAGCCCCAAACACCAGGGGAGGACCCAGGGGGCUCAUCAGGCCAGCCCCAGAGGUCUGGGCCGUGAAAGCAGCACGGACACGGUUCUCUCCGAGUCUCCUGUGAGGAACACUAGAAAAACGGAUGCUGAUGUUUUGCCUGUGUUUGACUGGCCUUCUGUUAGGCAUCCUGGGAGAGGUUACCGCAGCCACUGCCCAGUGCAUCGCAACAGACACCACCACAGGGACGAGGAGCUGGAAAUAUGUGCAGACGGUGACACGAUGCAAGUAUUAGCCACUGAGACUUACCAACCGGCACGGAGCUCACCCGCUGGUCCUCAGGUCCUGGCACCACCCUCAGUUAGGACUUCGCCCCUUCCUCAGCCCCCUCAUCCUCUCCCACGCAUGAGUUUAUUUUGCAUGGCAGUCUUGUCCUACGGCUACUUCAUCUUACCUCUCAGUCCAUACUUCUCCGGCCUGGCUUUGGGAUUAGCAUUGGGAUUCCUGCUAGGAUUGCUGCUCAUCAGGAUGGGUUCCUCCAGAACUCGCUGCUCAGAUACUCCAUACAGACCUCCACAGACUCUGCUGGGGGAGGGGAUUCUGACAGGAGGCACAUUGAGCAGGGAGCCUAAUACCCUCAAGGGCUGGAUGAAUGAGAUGUGUGAUUACGACCCAGAAACCUACCACCCAGCUCUGACUCACUCUGUGUUUGCCACCCUGGAGGGCUCCUGUCUCCGUCUGGACUCCCCACGCACCAACAUUAGCCGCAGGGCCACAUAUGAUGAGAGAGUCGUCGAGGCCACCUUCGUCAAGUCACGCUCCUUUCAGCUUGCAAAGAGCAAAGUAUUCCUGCUGCCAUCUGUGUUGGCUCGGAAGAGGAUGUGGAACCCGAAGUACCCCAUCUGCAUCCACCUGACAGGGGGAGCAGACUCUGAGGUGGAUGAGGGAGGAAAGUCGGAGGAUAGUUGUGGAGAGGACCUGGGAGCCGAACCAGCAAGUCCACAACGAAGUUCCUCCAAAGAUGCCCAAGACCUUCCCAUCACUAUUUACCUCUUCGGCCGCACAGGACGAGAGAAAGAAGAGUGGUUUCGUCACUUCCUGUUUGCCUCCAUGGAUACAGAGAGGGAAAAGGAGAGGCCUGGCAGAUGUGUGUCCAGAUCGGGUGACCCAGCGCCGGCACAGAGCGUUGGCGCCUCGGGCAACGUACCAAUCAGCAGAGGCCCCAGUAGAGUGGACAGCAGCGACGACGACGCCCCCUCCACGCCGCCCCCUUGCAGCUCUUCAGCUCAUAUCAGUAAGACCCCCAGUAGCACCAGGGGCCUUACUGCUUUGGACUACCCGCGCUACAUGGCUCGUCUCCUCGCCACAGAGGAGCUGACCCCUCUCUCCAGUCCUGGAGCCAGCAGUGCAGAGACAAGCCCCACCAUCAAAGGAAAUUGCACCUGUGAUCUAGCCGAGCAGCCUGGGUCGAGCCAGACUGCCUGGGCUAACGCUUUAAUUGGACGAAUCUUCUGGGACUUUCUGCGAGAGAAGCACUGGGCCGACGUGGUUUCCCACAAGAUCCAGAAGAAGCUGAGCAAAAUCAGAUUGCCUUACUUUAUGAAUGAGCUGACUCUGACUGAGUUGGAUAUGGGCUGCGCCAUGCCACAAAUCGCCACUACCUCCAGACCGGAGGUCAACCACAGAGGCCUGUGGCUGGAGCUGCAGCUGGCCUACACUGGUGCUCUGCAGAUGACCCUGCAGACCAAGUUCAAUCUGUCCAAGCUGGGGAAAGAGGGCGGUCAGGAUACAGACUGUGCGAUGGACACUGGUAGCCCACGGCCCAUCUUCAGCGUGUUGGCCGACAGUGAUGAAGAGUCCUCCAGCGCUGGUUCAUCUGAUGAGGAAGAGCUGCUUCUGUCUGAGCCUCAGGGUCCAGUGGGGGAGAAGGGAUCCACACCGGCUACUGAUGGGACAGCGGGCGGGAAGACUGGAAGGAAGAUUUUGAGAUUUGUGGACAAAAUCGCCAAAUCCAAGUAUUUCCAGAAGGCGACGGAGAACGAGUUCAUCAGGAAGAAGUUCGAGGAGAUGUCCAACACGCCGCUGCUGCUCACCGUGGAGGUCCAAGAGCUGUCAGGGACGCUGGUCGUCAACAUCCCGCCGCCCCCCACGGACAGGAUCUGGUACAGCUUCUGUGUGCCUCCCAAGUUGGACCUGCGUGUCCGUCCCAAACUCGGGGAGAGGGAGGUGACCUUUUGUCACGUGACCGAGUGGAUUGAAAAGAAGUUGCAGGAUGAGUUCCAGAAAGUUUUUGUGCUGCCAAACAUGGACGACAUCUACUUACCCCUGAUGCGCUCGGUGGUGGACAGCCCUCAAGCCUCACAGCGUCUGUCCUCUCAGUCCCAGCGGUCCCAGAGCUCCUCCACAGAGUCCAUCGAGAGGAUCCCACCCGAGGUCUCCGGGGCAGAGUUGGACUAGUGCCUCGCUGCUUGAUAACCGAAGGAGAGCUGACCCCCUCGCAGAGCAGAUGUGCACAGAGAGAGAGGAGGGGGACGGACAGGAUGUAAUGUUACUAUUUGCCUCUAUAGACCUCGGUAGCUCUUAGGCAGACUUACUGAGCCCCGGUCUGUCUGAGCUGGGAGCUUUCUAAAAGUCCGAUGUUUAGCGCUGUACGUGUGACGAAGAGUCUGGACUUUAUUUGUAACAUCUUAAAGAGCUUAAUGACGUGGUGUAGUCCGAGUGAGUUGCAACAGAUUACUGUACUAACAACUACAAGUGAUACCUUUUGCAAAUGUUUACAUGUGAAUGAUUCCUAUGAGAU